AUGGCGGCCAACAACAUGCUCAGCGCGGCCGUCAGCCCGGAGAGCGAAGACGCCCUCUUCGCCCAGGAGGUGGACCAGGUCAAGGCCUGGUGGCGCGACUCGCGCUGGAAGCACACCAAGCGGCCCUUUACCGCCGAGCAGAUUGUCUCCAAGCGCGGCAGCCUCAAGAUCGAGUACGCGAGCAACGCCCAGGCCAAGAAGCUGUGGCGCAUCCUCGAGCACCGCUUCCAGAGCAAGGACGCCAGCUACACGUACGGCUGCCUGGAGCCUACCAUGGUGACGCAGAUGGCAAAGUAUCUCGACACCGUCUACGUCUCGGGCUGGCAGUCGUCGUCGACGGCGUCGGCGUCGGAUGAGCCGGGGCCCGAUCUGGCCGACUAUCCCUAUACAACCGUCCCCAACAAGGUCGGCCACCUCUUCAUGGCCCAGCUCUUCCACGACCGCAAGCAGCGCCAGGAGCGCCUCUCCACGCCCCCCGGCCAACGCGGCCCGGCCACCGACUACCUGCGGCCCAUCAUCGCCGACGCCGACACGGGCCACGGCGGGCUCACGGCCGUCAUGAAGCUCACCAAGCUCUUUGUCGAAAAGGGCGCCGCCGGCAUCCACAUCGAGGACCAGGCCCCCGGCACCAAGAAGUGCGGCCACAUGGCCGGCAAGGUCCUGGUGCCCAUUAGCGAGCACAUCAGCCGCCUCGUUGCCAUCCGCGCCCAGGCCGACAUCAUGGGCUCCGACCUCGUCGCCGUCGCCCGCACCGACGCCGAGGCCGCCACCCUCAUCACCACCACCAUCGACCCGCGCGACCACGCCUUCAUCCUCGGCUGCACCAACCGCGACCUCGCCCACCGCCCCGCCCUCAACGACCUCAUGACGGCCGCCGAGCAGGCCGGCAAGACGGGCGCCGACCUGGAGCGCGUCGAGGACGACUGGCUCGCCGCCGCCCGCCUCAUGCGCUUCGACGACGCCGUCGCCGCCGCCAUCGACGCCGGCGCCUACCGCGACAAGGACCGCCUCAAGGCCGCCUACCGCCAAAAGGCCGCCCGCAAGAGCAACGCCGAGGCCCGCGCCAUUGCCAGGGAGGUGCUCGGCGGCCACGACGUCUACUUUGACUGGGACGCCCCGCGCACCCGCGAGGGCUUCUAUCGCCUCAAGGGGGGCUGUGACUGUGCCAUCAACAGGGCCAUUGCCUACGGCCCCUACUGCGACGCCGUCUGGAUGGAGAGCAAGCUGCCCGACCACAGGCAGGCCAAGGAGUUUGCCGACGGCGUCCACGCCGCUCUUCCCCACCAAAAGCUCGCCUACAACCUCUCUCCCUCCUUCAACUGGAAGACGGCCAUGCCGCGCGACGAGCAGGAGACGUACAUCCGCCGCCUCGCCGCCCUCGGCUACUGCUGGCAGUUCAUCACCCUCGCCGGCCUGCACACCACGGCCCUCAUCAGCGACCGCUUCGCCCGCGCCUACAGCCAGCAGGGCAUGCGCGCCUACGGCGAGCUCGUCCAGGAGCCCGAGAUGGAGCUCGGCGUCGACGUCGUCAAGCACCAGAAGUGGAGCGGCGCCAACUACGUCGACGAGCUCCAGAAGAUGAUUACAGGCGGCGUCAGCUCCACCGCCGCCAUGGGCAAGGGCGUCACCGAGGAUCAGUUCCACUAG
This is a messenger RNA of Hirsutella rhossiliensis, 1647 nucleotides long. Its product is annotated as isocitrate lyase family domain-containing protein. Lineage: Eukaryota; Fungi; Ascomycota; Sordariomycetes; Hypocreales; Ophiocordycipitaceae. Bases 1 to 1647 code for a protein of 548 amino acids. The transcript is spliced from 5 exons. Gene Ontology annotation, biological process: carboxylic acid metabolic process. The record is from RefSeq and is a predicted model, not a curated record. Gene Ontology annotation, molecular function: isocitrate lyase activity.